Molecule: messenger RNA, 444 nt
Organism: Trichophyton benhamiae CBS 112371
Lineage: Eukaryota; Fungi; Ascomycota; Eurotiomycetes; Onygenales; Arthrodermataceae
Exons: 2
Coding region: 1-444 (147 amino acids)
Source: RefSeq, a predicted model, not a curated record
AUGGAAGAUGAAGUCAAUGCUGUCGGUGUUUCCCUUCGUCUUCGUCUUCGUCUUCGUCUUUGCGCCUUUCUUUUGGUUGUUUUGGUGGAAAAGAAAGUCGAAGGCUGGGGCAACCGUCACGUGAUGUGCAUUUUUGGCUGCUGGAUGGGCGAAAGUGAAGGCGAAGGCGAAGACGGCGAGGUAGAGGCAGAUGACAUGCAUAAAGUAGGAGAUCAAGUAGAUGCAGAGGAAGAAGACUAUGGGGCCAGGCAGAUGACGACUAGACGAAUACCGGCAAUCACCUGUCCAUAUUACAUUUUACUGCUUUAUUCCUCCGUUUCUGCCGUUGUCUGCUGUGGUAUCAAUUUCUACUACCUCGACCUCGCACAGAAGUCAAAAGUGCGUCUCAUCUUCAGCCAACGAAGGGAUCAGAUAUCAAAACAGAUAUAUGAUAGAGGUAACUAA